This is a messenger RNA of Gongylonema pulchrum, 549 nucleotides long. The record is from the annotation of a GenBank genome assembly. Lineage: Eukaryota; Metazoa; Nematoda; Chromadorea; Rhabditida; Gongylonematidae.
AUGGAUGUGGAUACUGCGGUGAGACCCACGUCAGGCGAGCCCACGUCAAGUGGCGAGCAACAGUCGUCCACAGCAACAACCACAGCAGCAUCAGCUCCGAUAGCAAACGAAGAGCUUCUACAAGCGAUCCGACGUGAAAGUCCCCAGGAUGCAUCCUCAUUUCACAACUGUAAUUUUCGUGUACUCUCGCAAUUCGUCGCAAUCUCUGACAUCGAUUUCAAAGAGCAAUCAUUUUAUAACAUUCUAAAAUGCGCCUCUUUUGCAGAUGUUUUGUUGCCAAAUGAAGUUCCCGGUGAAGAUUUUGGACGAGUAACAGUGAAUGAUGAAGAUGCGGAGUAUAUCCGAAAAGAUCCGCUCAAAAUAUUGAGCCAUCGUGCGGAGCCAAAUUUGGAGCGAUUAUCGCACGAUAUGUAUGAUGAGCUGGAGGAUUGUGAGGGUGAGCUGCUGAUUAAUGUCCCAGAAAGUUGCUAUCUGUUAAUGGAUGAACAAAAAGUUAUCAGAGUUGCAAUUGACGUAAAAGUUAUCAAACCAAAACAUAAAAAGCGAUAG